CCCCGCCAGGGGAGACGGGCGGCCGCCGUACCUGGCGCCCUCUGCCCGGGAGGAGCUGCCCCGGCCCCGACGGCACCGGCGCCGAGCAGGACAUAGACUUUGGCUAUAUUUUUCACAACUGCGCGAAGCUAGAAAUCCGAGCGGAUGCCUGUGCCACCACCGCCACCUCCUCCUCCACCACCUCCACCACCUUCUGGAGGGCCCCCUCCACCACCACCUUCUGGAGGGCCCCCUGCACCACCACCACCACCACUGGUAAGCUCAGAGAUACCAAAAUUGCGAAAGGAAGACCAGAAAGCACGAAAUGCACUCUUGGCUGAUAUCCAGCAGGGAACUCGCCUAAGAAAAGUGACCCAAAUCAACGACCGCAGUGCACCACAGAUUGAAAAACCCAAAGGAGCUAACAGAGAUGGAGGUAACCCAGCUGUUAAUAAAGGUGGCUCUCAGCAGCCUCUGGGAGGUUUAUUUGCUGGUGGCUUUCCUGUUCUCAGACCAGCAGGCCAGAGGGACAUGACAGGGAGGCCUGGGCAGCUAUCUGGAGGCCGAGCACCAUCCCCCAGACCCUCCGCACCGCCGAGCAGCGGCGCUGCCAAGGCGAACAGCACCCCCUCGCCCCCGGCCGAGGGUCCAAGAGCAGCUAUCCCACCGGAGAUUCCCGGCACCUCCCGAGCAGCAGCAGGAGCGGGCCCCGGGCGGCUCAGCCUGCCCGCCCCCCCUCCACCGCCUCCCGCUUCCAGCAAGCCUUCCCUCACCUUCCCUCCUCCUCCCCCUGUGCCCCCUCCGGCCGAUCGCGCUGCCAAGACGGUGACCCCCGGCGCUGCUGCCCCGGCCCCGCUCCCUCCCCCUCAGGCUGACAAACCCAGCAAGCCUCAAGCAGGCGCUUCGCACCCGCCCCCGCCGCCCCCUCCUCCGCCUCCUCCCCCGCUGCCCCCCGUGCCCCCCUGCGGGCUGCCGGGCAGGGCCGCCGAGGCCUCUGCGGCCGCCGCCGCUCCGGCCGAAGGAAGGGACUGUCCCCUGCCCCCGCCACCGCCCCCGCCUCCUCCGCCGCCACACGCCCAACCCCCGCCCCCGAACCGGCUCUCCUUUCCCCCCUCCCCGGCCUUCAGCGGUGCCGACGUGCCCCCUCCGCUGCCCCCCAAGUCUCCCCACUUGCUGUCACAGGUCCAUAAGCCAAGCAACAUCCAGUCGCUGCCGCUGCCGCCCACCCCCGGCCCCCCUCAGCCCGCAGCCGUGGUGGAGACCAGGAAGAAGAGACCAGGCCGAGGCGCAGGAACCGGUGCUGGGAAGCUGGUCACACCUCCACAGCCACCUGCAAGAUCCCCAACAACUGAACUUACAAGCAAAUCUGGAGUCUCAGCCUGGGCUACAGCUCAUGACCCCUACACGCCACUUAAAAAUGGAAAUAUGCACAUCAUUGAUGACUUUGAAUCAAAAUUUACUUUCCAUUCUGUGGAAGAUUUCCCUCCACCUGAUGAAUUCAAACCAUUUCAGAAAACGUAUCCCAGCAAGAUACCCAGAGGUACUUCACAUGAAUUUUCAUAGCAGUCUCCUUCAGGCUAAAUUGUCUGCUGUAUAUUCUGACUUUUUACUGAAGGGCUGCAGAGCACAAGCAAUAUGUGUGUGUAUGUAUGUAAACAUAUGUAUGUAUAUAUCAGGGGUAGCAGAUAAAUGCAGUGUCCCUGCCAUAUAAGUGCAUCCAAAAUACCUAUUUAAAAUCUGUUCUAUCUAUUUACAGAUCCCUCUAAAAAUCCUCCAUUAAGAACACACGUGAGAUGAGAAGAGUCUUCUGAUGAUCUCUGGACUAGUGUUAAAAAAGAAGAUCAGGAUAAUAUAUAAGACAGAAGGGGUCCCUGUUGCCGUGAUAGAUUGUACUUGAGUCACAAGUACUGCAAUAUUAACAUUUCUAUAAACUGUAAAUCAAUAUAAAUUAUACCUUUUGAACUGGCCUACAUACUACAGGAACGUUAGGACAGGCUUUUAAUUACUGUAUAUAGGUGAAUAUUUUUUAAGCAAAGCAGCAUAAAAUUUAAAUUCUUUGUAGUGUUGAAACAAUUUUCAUUCUUAUUGUGCUGACAAUGUUACCUCAGAAUGUUUUGUGCUACGUGCCUGUAGUUCUUUUUUCCCCUUCCAUCAUAAUUUCUGGAAAUUCUCCAGUUCUUAUUUAGAUAUUUUUUCAAUGAACUGUCAAACUAAUAUGCUAUCUUUAGUCUGUUUUUAUGUUUCCUCACUUCUUCCAUUCUGCCUGGCCUCAGAUUGCAGCAGGAUGUCACUUUCAUGAAGAGAUGGGCCCACAAUCCUUUUCUUAUGAAGCAUGAAGAGGAGAUGCCAAGGAGCUGUGGCUGCUAAUGAGCAUACCUCCUAAUGAUUACAUAUCCUUAUAGGAUAGUGUCUGAAGAAGCCCAGCUGGGUGGGAUGGUUAUGGACUUGACAAAGAUGACAGAACCUUUCCAAAGCAGAGGAAAAGGAAGUUCUCUGUUGUAAGCAAGAAAAAGAAAUGGUGUGUGUGAAUACACAUGGUGUGAUGAGUGUAUGUAAGGACACGUGUCCUGUCUUUUCCUGCUGGCACAGUGGCUAUUUACCAUUUCUGCCAUAGAUUGCCUUUACUGAGCAAUUACAAAGCCUUUGGAUGAGGGGUCCAAAACCUACAUUUUAGAGCUACUACUAUUCGCUAGCAGUGAAGGUUCAUUGUCCAAAACACACCACAUGGAACACUCAGCCCCCAAAGUGGUUAUUGUCUCAAAUAGAGUUGGUUGGGAAAAGUAACAACCUAUCAGCAGACAAGACUUGAACUACUGCUUUUAAUAUUCAGACCUUGGGUAAGGUCUUUGGAUCACAGAUGUUUAGAUCUGGUCCUAAGAUGUCUAUUUCUGGCAUUUAUUACCCUUAUUCUUGUGCAUUGUGAGGAGAGGUACCAGGGAGGUGUCAGGGAAAUGAUCUUCCACUCUGCUCAGCACUAGUGAGGCCACACCUGGUGUGUGGCCACAUGUGCUGUGUCCAAAUUCUGGGCUCCCCAGUGCAAAGAAGACGUGGCCAUGCUGAAGAGAGUCCUACAAAAGGCCAUAAAAGUAAUGAAGGGGCUGGAGCAUCUCUCCUAUGAAGAAAGGCUGAGAGAGCUGAGACUGAUCAGCCUAGAAAAGAGAAGGCUCAGAGCGGAUCUUUCCAAUGUAUAUUUGAAGGGAGGACAUAAAAAUGGAGCCAGACUCUUUUCAAUGAUGCCCAGUGACAGAACCAGAGGAAAUGGGCAACUGCAACACAAGAAGAGCUAUCAGAACAUCAGGAAACACUUUUUGACUGUGUAGGUGACUGAGCCUUGGAACAGGUUGCCCGCAGACCUUGUAGAAUCUCACUCCUUAAAGAUGCUCAAAGGAUCUGGACUUUGACCUCAGCAACUGGCACUAGGUGACCCUGCUUGGCCAAGGGUGUUGGAUCAGAUGACCAUCCCUUUCAAUCCCAAGCACCCUUUGAUUCAUCUUUUUACUACUUUUCUGGGUUCUUAGACCUGGGUUACAACAACCCAAGGCACCGCUGGGGGCAGAGUGGCUGGAAAUCUGCCUGACACUAAAGGACCUGGGUGUGGUGGCUGUCAGUGGCUAAACAUGCUGAACAGGGGCCAGUGUGUGCUCAGGUGGUCAAGAAGGCCAACAACAUCCUGGCUUGAGGAGGUUCAGAGGAGACCUUAUUGCUCUCUGUAACCCAAAAGGAUACUGUACCAGUGUGGGGGUCAGUCACUUCUCUCAAGUAACAAGGCACCGGACAAGAAGAAAUGCCCUCAAGAUGUGCCAGGGGAGGUUUAGAUUUGAUAUUAGGAAAAACAUCUUCACCAAAAAGGUGGUCAGGCAUUGGAACAGGCUCCUCAGGGAAGUGGUGAAGUCACCAUUUAAUACCUACAGGUAUUUAAAAGACUUGUAGAUACAGCACUCAGGUGAUCCCUCAGGUUUUAGCUUUUACAUUUUUCAGAUUCUGUACUUUUUUAGUGUGUACUUCUGAGCUUCAUACUAGGGGAUAGUAAGCUCUCAUUAUAGAGUAGGUAGACAAAGGACCCUUGGUCCUGGGGACCAAGGACAAAUGAUCCAAAUUUCAGACCCAAGAAUGUAAACAAUGGUGGAAUGAAGAGAGAAAAUCAAGAAGGAUGGGACUUCAUAAUCUAAAGCUAUAAUUGGAUAAUUAACUCCAAUAUGCUAAUGGACCAGAACUUAUAAAAGUGAGAGAUCUCAUGACUGGUCGUCCAUUUUGUGACCAUUUUGGGUUCAUCUUGGGUGUAGCCCUGGCUGGGCUCUUGUACUGCCCAAGGUGUACCCAUUGAGGCCUUCUAAUAAUACCUGCUUUAUUCUUUAACUCCGUCUAGUCUCUGUUCUAGGUCAGCCUUCACAAGGCAUCAUAGGGACAUGGUUUAAUGGUGGACAUGGCAGUGCUGGGUUAACAGUUGGAUUAGAUGAUCUCAAGAGUUGUUUUCCAAUAUAAAUGUUUCCAUGGGUCACCAGCCUGAAAAAGAACACUGCUGUUGCCAGGGUGACUCUGGUGCUCACAGCCAGGCUAUUACAGUUAUGGCAUUAAUUUAUAUAACUGCCAUCAAUUCCCUUCAGUUAGAGGUGUGAUAAUGUUUUAGAUCACUGAUGAUCUCUCCCCAUGGUGUUGCCUUCGAACAAAACUUUUUUGAAAAGACAGGUUACUGUAUCUUUACAUCCCUGGUUUUCUGUUUGUUGUUACAGCAGCUCAGUUAGGCUGUAACUAUUCCCACACACAUGCACAUUCAUGGUUUGAGAUGGUGUAGGAGUAAGAAGCUCUUCACCCACAGGACUCCAAGAAAGCAACAUUAGUCUUUUUCUAGCCUAUUAUGAUAACUUGCUGUACAUCAUGUGAAAAGGAAAAAAAAAAGUGGUGAUGCUUUGACCAAUAGUGUCAUUUACUGUAGUUACUUGAUAAAUAUGCAUGAAUGUAGUAACAAGCAGGGGUCUACAUCUACAUUGCUUCUCAAACAACUGGAAAAGUUGAAUACUGUUUUAAAAACUAUUUUGUUAUAGUACAAUUAAAAGUGGCAUAUUGUUGGCUCUCAUUUAUUCUGAAAUUUGUGUACUGCUCCGUAGUAAGUACCUUCCUAAGGAUUUUAAAACUAAUUCUAGACUACCUGCCAGCAGAUAUAUCAAGGAGAAGAAAAUUUUACUCCAUUUUUUAUUAUGGUUUGGGUACUUUAGAAAUAAACAACAUCUUCCAGGGAUGAAAUGAGAAA
Vidua chalybeata is the source of this 5227-nucleotide messenger RNA. RefSeq names its product WAS/WASL interacting protein family member 3 (gene WIPF3). The record is from RefSeq and is a predicted model, not a curated record. Lineage: Eukaryota; Metazoa; Chordata; Aves; Passeriformes; Viduidae. Bases 145 to 1542 code for a protein of 465 amino acids. The transcript has 8 exons. Gene Ontology annotation, molecular function: actin binding.